CUGCGUUAUGAGAUCAUCGGGUUGUCUAGCAGCUAGUCCAGCUUUCCAGAGUCUCCACAUACAAAGGUGAUGGUGCUCUGUGAUGUUGCCCGAUGUCUGCAGUGGCAUCGAAGAAAGCAAUGAAUUGAAACAUGAAUGACCAAGAGCUGCACUUAGUUGUACAGAGUGAACAUGCAUUAUGCAACAUCAUCUGACGCAAGCUGACAAGAUAGAUAACUGAUGACAAGGAGGACUACAGAGUGGUCAGAUUACUUACAUGAGUAAGCUAUCAGAAGAAAGUUAAGGAGACGAGUACUUCUGAGUUCUGGUUUGAAGGAAUAAUAAAUAGAUUGACCAGAUUACCUGCAAGAGGGAGGGAGACAAAUACUUUCGAACCAAAAUUGCAGCUCGUGUCCAAGCACAGGGAAGACAGCUUCUACCUUCUACAUACCCUUCUAUGAAUCUACAUGAUUGGUGUCCACCUCUCAAGGUUACAACUACCCAUUCAAACGAAUUUCAAUGUAAAGAAAAGUGAAGAUCUCCAUCACUAAAAAUCAAGAAUUUUCCAACUUUACGAUCUCAGUUUGAACAUCCAAGUAUGCAUGGGUGAAAUUCUUCUAUGUCCCACUUUCGAGCAGAUAUUUGAUUUGGCUGGCCACAGGAGCAAUAGACUGAAAAAAGAGAGCGGUUUAGUAGGAUUAAGGUUUGCUCAUAUAGAACUUCAGCAAAAGUAAAGAUAGUUCGUGUCUGAGAUUCAAUUAGUAUGACUAAAAACACGAUUGCGUAAAAAAAUGAUGAUCAUAAACACGUCAAAAAAUCGUUGCCAUGCCAUUUUGAUUAUAAAAUGGUGAUGCAUCUCACACCGUAGGUAGCUCAAUCUGAAAGGAAAAAUGGGGGAUAAACGGUUGAACCAAUCGCAACACCCAUGAUCCUUGUCCAGUGGAUCUUGUCUUCCGUCGCCUAAACAUGCCAGCUCCAAAGUAUAAUGAUUCAAUUAGUGAUUAGCAACACUUCCCACCAAAGAACAAACCUGAUUCAAUUAGUGAAUAGCAGUAGCCAGAAUGGCACUCUCACAGCUAGAUGCUGCGUUAGCAAUCCAUUAAAUAAUGGCUUGAGCAUGCAACACCACUGGACCAUAACCACACUGCUGGUGCCUGCUGACGAUAAUAUGCUGCCUCGUCUCGAGGACAGCGGACACUCUAAAAUAUGCACUAAACAUCAGACGACUUUGCUUGUGCCAGAUCUCGAUCCAUAGCAGACAGCAUCUUGGAAAUGAAAUGGCAUGAUUCUUCAUGCCUAACAAUCGAACACUCUGGCUUGUAUGCCUCUUUGGUAUAAAUAGGCAUCAGAAGAACGGUAGACACAUCAAACCAAAAGUCGCUCUUCUAUUCUCCUCUCUUCAACCACAAUACAGAGAAAAACUUCAAGAUCAGAAAUGGCUUUCCACCUGAGAUCGAUAAGUUUGCCAUCAAGGCCUCAGGCCAACCAGACUGAAGUCGAGCAAGAGGUGCUGAGCCUAGAGGCGAGCAUCUCUUCCUCCACCACCACCAUCGGCACCAUGUGUGCCGGUCUGAGGAGGCUCGGAGACAUCUACAAUGGUGUUGAAGAGAUUAUUGGCCUGCCAAGCAACCAGGCUGGCAAGAUGUUGGAUUCAGAGAUGGAAGUCUCUCUCGAGCUGCUAGAUCUCUGCAGCACCAUGCAAGAGAUCUUCGUCAAGAUGAAGGCCAUCAUCCAAGAGCUACAAGUGGCUCUAAGAAAAGGAGAUGAUGUAACUGCUCAAGCCAAGAUCCAGUCUUAUGCCCGUUUGGUGAAGACGGCCAAGAAACAUUUCAAGAAGAGCGCGAAGAAGGCUAAUGCUGUGUCUGCGGGUUGCAAGAUGGUCAUGCUAUUGACCAAGGCUAGAGAGAUUUCUGUGUCUCUGCUGGAGUCCACAGUCCAUCUCCUGUCAAAGGAAAUCGGAAUGCCAAAACAGUCUCUUGUCUCAAAGGCAUUUCACAAGAAGAAGGCAGUUGUCUGCCAGGAGGAGCAAUUGCAGGAGUUAGAGUGUAGUAUUGGAGAUCUCGAGAAUGGGGUGGGACAUCUGUUCAGGAAAUUAGUCCAGAUCAGAGUUUCUCUCUUGAACAUUCUUAGCUCAUAGAUGCUCCAAGUCACUCUACACCCUGUGAUUGGCAUCCGCCUUUUUGAGGACUAGCCGGUCUUCAUACAAUUUUGCCAUAUGUAUACAGUACAAAUGUACAGAAACUUAGAGAAAGAAAAAGUGAAGUUUUGAUCUA
Molecule: messenger RNA, 2252 nt
Organism: Aegilops tauschii subsp. strangulata
Lineage: Eukaryota; Viridiplantae; Streptophyta; Magnoliopsida; Poales; Poaceae
Biological process (GO): root development; shoot system development
Source: RefSeq, a predicted model, not a curated record